AGACCGCCCUGAUUUACUCCGCAGACACUGUAUAUCUGUGAUACUCCAGAAACCCCUUCCUCCUAGCCCCUCUCUGACACACUGCCUGUGGGGAGGGUCCGGACAAACUACAAGCCGAGCUGCUCGAAGGCAGCAGGAACCUUCAAUGAGUCCAGCGGCGAGCGCCAGAGUAGAUUGACGAUGACUGGAAAUGACAACGGCAUGUCUACGUGAAGAUUACACUUUGGAAUCGUGUCUCCGGCUGACAGUGGAAUUGCAUCGCAGGACCCAUUAUGCCCUCAAGGGAAUCGACUACCUAUAGCUGUCAGAGGCUUCUGUAGAAAUGAAUGAGAACAAUACACCAUGCAUGGCGCCCAUGGGCUCCAUCAACAAUUAUUACGACAAGGACUUGGUCAGAUUUUAUUAUAACCUGACUAAUAAGUCUCUGAACCCCAAGUAUUCGACAGACAAAGUAAAUGUUGUGUCUGUCAUCUUCAUGAUCCUGUGUUCCUUUAUCGUCCUUGAAAACCUGUUGGUUCUGGUGGCGAUCUGUAGAUACAAGAAGUUCCACUCGGCCAUGUUCUACUUCAUCGGCAACUUGGCGCUGUCGGACAUGUUUGCGGGCAUCACUUACAUCUUCAACCUUGCGUUCUCGGGUGCAUGGACCAUGAAGCUGACUCCGCUGCAGUGGUUUUUCCGAGAGGGCACCAUGUUCAUCGUGCUGUCGGCCUCAGUCCUCAGUCUCCUGGCCAUCGCUAUUGAGAGGCACGCCGCCAUUGUGAAAGUCAAACUGUACAGUAGCGACAAGAACAGUCGGAUGUGCCUGCUGAUCGGAAGCUGUUGGAUUGCCUCCGUGCUGCUGGGCGGGCUGCCCAUCAUGGGCUGGAACUGCUUGUGUCACAAGAGUGGCUGCUCCACCGUGCUCCCGCUCUUCUCGAAGAACUACAUUCUAUUCUGCAUCACCCUCCUGAGCAUCAUCCUGCUGUCCAUCGUAAUUCUAUACGUGCGGAUUUACCUGAUUGUGCGAUCGAGCCACUGUGAAAUGGCGGCCCCACAGACCUUGGCCUUGUUGAAGACUGUGACCAUCGUCCUCGGAGUGUUCAUCGUGUGCUGGGCGCCCACCUUCAUCAUCUUGCUGCUGGACUUUGCCUACAAGGGGAAUGAAUGCAAGAUUCUGUACAAAGCCGAGUAUUUUCUGGGCUUGGCCACCCUCAACUCUGCCAUGAACCCCAUCAUCUACACCCUGAGGAGCAGGGACAUGCGCAGGGCAUUCCUGCACAUUAUCUGCUGCAGCUCGCUGAUGGACAAAAAGGCACGGAUGGACACUUGCUUCGCCACGCUUCACCACCCCAGUACCUUGGAUCGAUCUUACCACAAGCACGAGGCACUAGACUCGCCAAUGAUGCCAGAAUGUACAACCUUCGUGUGAUGCCCGUGGUUGCCAAAGGCUAGGUGGUGAGGGUCAAGGUCAGGGGCACAAUUAACACAUGCAUUCUCCACACUUGGCCUUGGUCAAUGCCAUGCCAGCCACCUCUCUGGCAUGGGGGAACAAGCUGGAUCGCAGCCAAACUGACCACAUCAGCUGACCAGUGGGGUUUAUAUUCUGAUGCCCUGGAACCCAUUUGCCACCAGCCAAAAAUAAAUGAAUAACCUUGACAAGAGGACAUUUAGCCUCAUCAGGAAUAACAGGAUUCAAGAGUAUGCCAAGACUCUGCAACCUGGCGAGAGCAUGUUGCGAACGUAUUUCUCCAACUAAUGACUGGCAUUGCUUGACCUCAACAUCUUGAAGCUCUUGUGAUCUUAACCAAAGGGCUGGAUGUCAUCAGGAGGCCACAUGCAUUAAUGGUGUGUUGCAGAAGAGAGGAAAGUAAAUGUUAUUGCGUUGGGGCAGUAACAAAAGCACAUGCCAUUCUAACAAGACCCAUCAUUCCUGGAGAGAACUCCCAGUGCCCUUACGCGGUCCCUGACUCUGAGAAAAGCAGACUCUGAGAGAAAUGUGCUCACAACCUAAUACACCGUUCCCGACUCUGAAACUACCCCGUCCCCAGCUCCACCCCAUUCCUGAUCCAUGGUAAAUGCCCACAGAGAUAGCACUUCAAGUAGUGUAUCUUGCGGAUUAUGGUUACCCCGGAUCAUUAUAAAUGGUGACAAUCUUUAUUACUAAGUCCUGGAACUCCUUAUUCAAUACCGUGUGCCAGCUUGUUUACGACAGACUACAGCAGGUCUUAAGAGAGACUAAUUGCCACCUUCCUGAAGGCAAUCGGAGAUGGGUCAUAAAUGCCAACAAAAUCCACAGACCAUAUAACCAUAUAACAAUCACAGCACGGAAACAGGCCAUCUCGGCCCUACAAGUCCGUGCCGACCAUAAAUGAACUAAACCAUAUCCUCUGUGACAGGUUAGUCACUGAACCUUAUUGAGCCCAUCACCUUGGUAACAGAACGACUGACUCAUUGAAUUAGAUCUGAGAUACGUGAAGAUCAAAGAUGUCUAUUUUAAACUCUACACAUGCCCAUUAGAAACAUGUUUUUUUUUUUUACAGUGCUUUGGGUUAGCCUCAAUCUGCUGCUAGGGUCCCUCUGACUUACUCUGUAAAGGUUUCUCCAACUGAACCAUUAUUUUAUAUUGGCCAUUUAGUAGUUUCAUGAUCUUCCUGUUUGAUCAGCCUGUGGAACAGGCCUGUGGAGCCUUCCAACCUCGGCAUAGCUCCAUGACUCACUCAGUGCAGCCUGUACUCGACUCGACAUUUAACCGUUUCUGUGAAGGCAGACCCCAAAUCAAAGCAUCUAUCCCGGAGAAAACCCUGGUCCCAAUCCCUGGUCUCCCUCCUUCCCCACCUCCUGCCCCCAUUGUUGGGGAAACAUGCACAUUUUCCACAUGUUGGAAAUGGCUUUGUAUUAACACAGAGUCCAAGUAUAAAAGCUGAAAGAAGAGAUGUGGCCUCAAUUUCCUUGAGUGAAAACAGAAACAAAGUCUAGUGUUUUAAUUAGUCUUGCCGUCACUUGACUUCAGGAAAAAUCCAGUGGCAAGUCAGAUACCACCUGAUGUAUUCCCCAUGGUGAUGCUUUCCUUUUAGGAGAUUAAUGGGAAUGAAUUGGGUGGAACAUCCAUGACCAUUUGGUUGGUCUGUCCCUUGCGACAAAGGUGAACCAAUAGGUUGUUGUGCAGUUUCAAUGUUAAAGUGGCAACACUACAGCUGAAGGCAGUAUUAAAUACCGAAUGUUUAAUGUAUAUGUAACAAUGUAUAAAAUGCCAAAAGAUAGAAUAGUAAACGGUACGAGAUCCUAUUCGGAUCUGUUCACUGAAAAUUAAAUGAAUGAAAAAUAAACUUUUUCUAAAAAUC
Messenger RNA from Leucoraja erinaceus (little skate), 3320 nucleotides. RefSeq names its product sphingosine 1-phosphate receptor 2-like. The coding region runs from base 323 to 1408 and encodes 361 amino acids. Gene Ontology annotation, biological process: sphingosine-1-phosphate receptor signaling pathway. Gene Ontology annotation, molecular function: sphingosine-1-phosphate receptor activity. The record is from RefSeq and is a predicted model, not a curated record. Gene Ontology annotation, cellular component: membrane. The transcript has 2 exons. NCBI's taxonomy places the organism in Eukaryota, Metazoa, Chordata, Chondrichthyes, Rajiformes, Rajidae.